Colletotrichum siamense is the source of this 1032-nucleotide messenger RNA. RefSeq names its product Cell wall integrity and stress response component 4 (gene WSC4). NCBI's taxonomy places the organism in Eukaryota, Fungi, Ascomycota, Sordariomycetes, Glomerellales, Glomerellaceae. The transcript has 3 exons. The record is from RefSeq and is a predicted model, not a curated record. Bases 1 to 1032 code for a protein of 343 amino acids.
AUGGCAUUCACCGAUCGAUUCACGAGAUGCUGGGCCAUCUUUGCCCUCGUCAUUCUAUCAUGGGCUGCGCUGGCCCACGCCACGCCCGACCCUAGGAUGCUCGAUUCCAGGAUGUUGGAACCAAGACAGCUGAAGCAGACGCUCUGCUCAAGCUCAAAUACGGCAUCAAUGAGCGCAAAUCUCAGUAUAUGGCAGACUAAUGGUCUCUGUUCCGACUUUUGCAGAGGCAAGAACUUUGCCUUCGCCAUUGUUCAGUACCAGUCUUGCUGGUGCUCCGACGUCGCCCCGGCCGCGUCCUCCGAAGCCGAUGUCGAAGACAAGUGCAACGACAUUUGUCCCGGCUACGACACCGAGAAGUGCGGUUCACGACCGAACUGGUACGGGUACAUUCAGUUGUCAAAGACCCCUACUAGCACCGCAGGUGGCGAUGCCGCCACCACCUCUGCUGCUGCGGCGUCAACAACACAAACAACGACGACAUCGAGAAAACCGCAGACGUCUGUCCAGACCGUCACCGCCGAUGGAACCGUUAGGACUGUUACUGUCACUCCUACGGCUACGGGAACCGAUGGCGCGACAGGGGCCUCAGAGCUGUCCCCCUCGAGCUCGGCAUCGUCAUCGAAUGGACUGAGCACCGGUGCAGUCGUUGGAGUGGUAGUGGGAGUUAUUGCCGCAGUGGUAGCAUUCGCAGGACUAGGUCUCUUCCUGUUCUUCCGACGACGCAAGCAACACCAGGAGAACGAAAAGUACGACGAGCCCAGCCACCGUGGCAGCUCAGCCGGUAUGACGGGCUCACCGCGUAAUCCCGAAAUGGUCGUGACAGUUGAUGGUGGACGAUGGGAUGCCGACUCGACCAGCGACCACCGCCGCAGUCGCCUCAUGGCACACGAUCCUCGCAUGGAACCCCUCGGAAGGGGCCUGUACCUGAACAACAAGAGCGCCGAGAGCAUCAACACAUUGCGCGACGACCAAGAUUAUUCCCGCAAGGUUCAUAAACCAGUCUUGCGGGCGACCAACCCCGAUCCUGAAUGA